This is a messenger RNA of Haliotis rubra (blacklip abalone), 1280 nucleotides long. RefSeq lists its product as uncharacterized. The transcript is spliced from 4 exons. NCBI's taxonomy places the organism in Eukaryota, Metazoa, Mollusca, Gastropoda, Lepetellida, Haliotidae. Bases 286 to 1119 code for a protein of 277 amino acids. The record is from RefSeq and is a predicted model, not a curated record.
GAAGGUUAACACCGCCCAUACUCGGUUUCCUGGACCUCACAUCAAGGAAUGGCCGUCCCAUAACCUUUGUGCAGUAAGCUGUCUCCGCGGUGCAUCAUACACAAUUGUGAAAUGUACGUAGAAAAGUCUGUAAGGAUCCUCUAACUGUUCUAACUCUGGCGACGACGACGCGCCACCAACAACGUCGCUUGAAGAACGGGAGCUGUUUCGUUGGCAGUACCAAAAUCCGGAUUUUAAUCGUUGUUCAGUCGUUUUAGAUCUGACAGCACAGAGUGACAGCAAGAGAUGUCCAGGUGGUACCUUGUUCUGGGACUCACGGUGGCGCUUUUUGAUGAAGGGGCAGCAGCAAAUUGUACGGAGAACUGUGCAUUGUGCUACAAUAGUUGUUUUGUUUGCAAGCAAGGCUAUUACGAGACUGAUGGAGAGUGUGAAAAAUGUAAUCCGAAUUGCAAGAGAUGUUAUCGCACGGGCCUGUGUUAUUUCGAGUGUAAAGAUGGUUGGUAUGGCCAAUACUGUUCACACGCAUGUUCGUGUAGUUAUGGCACCUGUGACAAGUACAGUGGAGUUUGUCCUCAUCAAACAGAUCCACCAGUUUCGAGUUCACACGAUCAUGACGACUACGAUGCUGAUGGCUUUGUUGGAAAAAUACUUGGUAUCCUCGCCUUACCUAUCGGAAUGGUGGUUAUAUGUUGUUGUUGUAUCAAAAGGAAAAGAAACCCAGAUGAGGAGCAGAUGGCAGAUGAUGUCACGGACAUAAUUCCUCCAUCUCAGAAUUUAGUACAAGGACAAACUCCGGUUACAAUGAGGUCAACCAAUUUAACCUAUCCGAAUUUUUUUGCGGGCAAUAGCGUAAUGGGCCCUCCACAACGAACGGUCUUUGCAUCUUCACCUUGCGCCACAUAUAGUGGUCAACAAACGGACCUUGCACCGCCAUCUUGCACCACGUAUAGUGGUCAACAGACAGACUUUGCACCACCACUUUGCCCUACAUAUAGCGGACAACAAACGGAUAUUGGAUUACCACCUUCCUACACACCAAGGACAAACAUGCCACAGCCUCCUUCAUAUGCAUCUCUUUUCGAUUCAAAGAAAGAACACACCCAGGCACCAUUUACAUGAGUAAUGCACGACGGUUAGCUCACUUUCACUAAACAAAUGUAUUUUGUAGCAUCCAACUAUCUGGAUGACUACCAUUGACUGUGUAUGUGUACAGAUGUCACACAGCCAUGUAGUCACACAGAGAGAUAAGCAUUCACUUAUUAAUAAAUAUUUCGUGUGGA